Molecule: messenger RNA, 447 nt
Organism: Arctia plantaginis
Lineage: Eukaryota; Metazoa; Arthropoda; Insecta; Lepidoptera; Erebidae
Source: the annotation of a GenBank genome assembly
AUGGCAAAGUAUACCUCCCUACUUUUUUGUAUCGUGGCAGCAAGUCUCGCAGCAGUUACUGCCGUUACUGAUGAAGAAAAGGCUGUCUUCCGUGAGGCGAUGGAGCCAAUCAUAGCCGCUUGUUCUGCGGAGCACAGCGUUAGCGAAGGAGACAUUAAGGCAGCUAAAGAAUUACAUUAUGCGGAUAACAUCAAACCUUGCUUCAUUGGAUGCGUCAUGAAAAAAACAGAAAUAUUGGACAGCAACGGUCUUUAUGAUGCCGAAAAAGGGCUCAGCAAAUUGAGAAAAUUUGUCAAAAGUGAUGAAGAUUUUGCUAAGUUUGAAAGCGUUGCUAAGAAAUGCCUAAAAGUUAACGACGAACCUGUUAGUGACGGUGCUGCUGGAUGCGAUAGAGCCAAGUUAAUAAUGGCAUGCGCUGUUGAAAAUAAAGCUGAGAUCCCAAUAUAA